Pteronotus mesoamericanus is the source of this 3543-nucleotide messenger RNA. RefSeq names its product programmed cell death 6 interacting protein (gene PDCD6IP). The record is from RefSeq and is a predicted model, not a curated record. NCBI's taxonomy places the organism in Eukaryota, Metazoa, Chordata, Mammalia, Chiroptera, Mormoopidae. Gene Ontology annotation, biological process: mitotic cytokinesis; multivesicular body sorting pathway. Gene Ontology annotation, molecular function: protein binding. The transcript has 18 exons. Bases 136 to 2775 code for a protein of 879 amino acids. Gene Ontology annotation, cellular component: endosome.
CGGACAGAAGCUCAGGCAGAGCUCCCGUCCGUCAGACGGUGGGUCCGCCAGUGAGCUAGCCAAGUGCCCCGCGGUCCCCAGCUUCGUCGCUGUCCCGCAGUUUAUUGGGCCGGAACGGCGACCCAGGUGCUCGCCAUGGCGACGUUCAUCUCAGUACAGCUGAAAAAGACCUCAGAAGUGGACCUGGCCAAGCCGCUGGUGAAGUUCAUCCAGCAGACGUACCCGAGCGGCGGGGAGGAGCAGGCCCAGUACUGCCGCGCGGCCGAGGAGCUCAGCAAGCUGCGCCGCGCAGCCCUCGGCCGCCCGCUGGACAAACACGAGGGCGCCCUGGAGACGCUGCUGAGAUAUUAUGAUCAGAUCUGUUCUAUUGAACCUAAGUUCCCAUUUUCUGAAAAUCAGAUCUGCUUGACAUUUACCUGGAAGGAUGCUUUUGAUAAAGGCUCACUUUUUGGAGGAUCUGUAAAGUUGGCUCUUGCAAGUUUAGGAUAUGAAAAGAGCUGUGUGUUGUUCAAUUGUGCAGCCUUAGCUAGCCAGAUUGCAGCAGAACAGAACCUGGAUAAUGAUGAAGGAUUGAAAAUCGCUGCUAAGCAUUACCAGUUUGCUAGUGGUGCCUUUUUACAUAUUAAAGAGACGGUUUUAUCUGCCUUAAAUCGAGAGCCUACUGUGGACAUAUCUCCAGAUACUGUUGGGACCCUCAGUCUUGUUAUGUUGGCACAGGCCCAAGAAGUAUUUUUUUUAAAGGCCACAAGAGACAAAAUGAAAGAUGCCAUCAUCGCCAAAUUGGCUAAUCAGGCUGCAGAUUAUUUUGGUGAUGCUUUCAAGCAGUGUCAAUAUAAAGAUAUUUUCCCCAAGUAUUUUUAUUUCCAGGAGGUGUUCCCUAUCUUGGCUGCCAAGCACUGUAUCAUGCAGGCCCAUGCUGAGUACCAUCAGUCUAUCCUGGCAAAACAGCAGAAGAAAUUUGGAGAAGAGAUUGCAAGGCUACAGCAUGCAGCAGAAUUGAUUAAAACAGUGGCAGCUCGCUAUGAUGAAUAUGUCAAUGUGAAGGAUUUUUCUGACAAAAUCAGCCGUGCCCUUACUGCAGCAAAGAAGGAUAAUGACUUCAUAUAUCAUGACCGAGUUCCAGACCUCAAAGAUCUAGACCCUAUUGGCAAAGCCACACUUGUGAAAUCUACCCCAAUCAAUGUACCCAUUAGCCAGAAAUUCACUGAUCUCUUUGAGAAGAUGGUCCCUGUGUCGGUGCAGCAGUCUUUGGCUGCCUAUAAUCAGCGGAAAGCUGAUUUAGUGAACAGGUUAAUUGCUCAAAUGAGAGAAGCUACCACUUUGGCAAAUGGGGUGUUAGCCUCCCUUAAUCUUCCAGCAGCAAUUGAAGAUGUAUCUGGAGAUACGGUACCUCAGUCUAUACUGACUAAGUCUGCGUCUGUGAUCGGACAGGGGGGCAUCCAGACUGUAGAUAAGUUGAUCAAAGAGCUACCUGAACUACUACAGAGAAAUAGAGAGAUCCUAGAUGAGUCAUUGAGAUUGUUGGAUGAAGAAGAAGCAACUGACAAUGAUUUAAGAGCAAAAUUCAAAGAACGCUGGCAAAGGACAGCAUCCAAUGAACUCUAUAAACCUUUAAGAGCAGAGGGAGCCAACUUCAGAGCAGUUUUGGACAAAGCUGUGCAAGCAGAUGGACAAGUGAAAGAACGUUAUCAGUCUCACCGUGACACCAUUGCACUUUUGUGUAAGCCGGAGCCUGAGCUGAAUGCUGCCAUCCCUUCUGCCAACCCAGCAAAGACCAUGCAGGGCAGCGAGGUUGUAAAUGUAUUAAAAUCCUUGUUGGCAAAUCUUGAUGAAGUAAAAAAGGAAAGAGAGGGGCUAGAGAAUGACCUGAAAUCAGUGAAUUUUGACAUGACAAGCAAAUUUUUGACUGCUCUGGCUCAAGAUGGUGUGAUAAACGAAGAAGCUCUUUCUGUUACUGAACUGGAUCGAAUCUAUGGAGGUCUGAAGACUAAAGUCCAAGAAUCUCUAAAGAAACAGGAAGGACUUCUUCAAAAUAUUCAGGUCUCACACCAGGAAUUUUCAAAAAUGAAACAAUCUAACAAUGAAGCUAACUUAAGGGAAGAAGUUUUGAAGAAUUUAGCUACUGCAUAUGACAACUUUGUUGAACUUGUAGCUAAUUUGGAGGAGGGCACAAAGUUUUACAAUGAACUGACUGAAAUCCUGGUCAGGUUCCAGAACAAAUGCAGUGAUAUAGUAUUUGCACGGAAGACAGAAAGAGAUGAACUCUUAAAGGACUUGCAGCAAAGCAUUGCCAGAGAACCGAGUGCUCCUUCGAUUCCGACACCUGCGUAUCAGUCCUCGCCAGCAGGAGGGCAUGCCCCCACGCCCCCAACACCAGCACCAAGAACCAUGGCGACAACUAAGCCCCAGCCCCCAGCCCGGCCUCCACCUCCUGUGCUUCCAGCUGGUCGUGCUCCUUCCGCGACAGCUCCCGCUCCCGCUCCCGCUCCCGCUCCCGUGGGGGCUGCAGCUACUGCGCCAGCUCCUCCGCAGGCUCCUGGUUCCGCCCCCCUUCCACAGGCCCAGGGGCCCCCCUACCCCACCUACCCAGGAUACCCCGGGUAUUGCCAAAUGCCCAUGCCCAUGGGCUAUAAUCCUUAUGCAUACGGCCAGUAUAACAUGCCAUAUCCACCGUUGUAUCAACAGAGCCCCGGACAGGCUCCGUAUCCAGGACCCCAGCAGCCUUCAUACCCCUUCCCUCAGCCCCCACAGCAGUCUUACUAUCCACAGCAGUAAUAUGUCAGCUCAGAAGUUCAGCUGGUUCAGUCAGAAGGGACAGAAAUACCAAUCCUGCAAUAAGUGUACUAAACUCCACGCUCUCGUUAAUAUGAUGCACUCUGCUGUGCUGAAUCAGUGUAUGAUGCUUGUCUGCGGCUGAACACUAAAAGCUGUUUAGUGUCCCAGUUCCACGUUUGACUGCACAUGUGAGACUUGCUGCUGUUGCAGUACAAACACUAGGUAUAAUAGGAUUUGAAAUAAAUUAUAUUACAGUUCAUAAAAGUUGAAAAUGAGAAAUUAAACCCACAAGUGAAACCUUUGAAAUGAUCAUACUUAUGUCUACAUAAGAUGUGAUUGGGACAGCAGAUACUUAUGACAGUUUAAGUACAGAUAUUCAAGUAAACCAAGUUUUCUUUCUCUUUUGGUUUAUUGAUUUGGUUUAAUUUCCAUUAUGCUAUUUUGCAUAAUCAAAGCAUUGUAAUCUUAUAAUUUAAAAAUAAAUUACUUAAGAACAGUUGUUAUUGUUAUGUUUUGUCAUUGAUUCUCAUUACUGUCUAAUUUCUUUCUGGUAUUAGUUUCAUUUUAUGUGUACGUGAGUUAAACAGGAACUGUGUUUAAGUGCAUGAUUAGUGCAAGUUAAUAGUCAGGUUCAAGUACAUUUAUAGGAAAACCAAAAGAAUAGUAUCAUAAUUUAUCUUUCAUAUGCUGAGUAGUAAAUUAAUUUUGAAAUUUACUUUGAAAAGUCCUAUGAUGAUGUGGAAGGAACACAAUUGGUACCAAAGAUGC